This is a messenger RNA of Talaromyces stipitatus ATCC 10500, 1017 nucleotides long. RefSeq lists its product as uncharacterized. Bases 1 to 1017 code for a protein of 338 amino acids. The transcript has 3 exons. Gene Ontology annotation, molecular function: protein dimerization activity. Lineage: Eukaryota; Fungi; Ascomycota; Eurotiomycetes; Eurotiales; Trichocomaceae. The record is from RefSeq and is a predicted model, not a curated record.
AUGGAAGAAGAAAGAGCAAAUGAUAUACAAAGAAAGGCUACUUUCCACUCAAUUGGGCCACUUGGAAAACUUCAUAAUAUUAUGGCACAUAUUCGUGGCUCAGCUGGCCGUACAAAAGAAUUCAAAGAUUUGGCUGGGAGGCUAAUUCCACUUGAUAAUCGUACAAGAUGGAAUAGCUGGUAUUAUAUGCUCUCUGUGGCUCUUCAAUUCGAUGCUGCUCUUGAUAGCUAUACAAAAAGGCAUUUGGAUACUCUUGAAGCAGAGUAUUUAUCUCCAACAGACUGGGAAAAGCUUUGUACGACAAGCAAAUUCCUAAGUCUUUUUAACCGAGCUACCCUAAAAACUCAAGGGGAUCAAGCAACAAUUGAUAAUGUGCUUUUUGUGAUGGAUAUUAUUAUUAAGCACUUUGAAAAUGCCUUACAGGUUGAAUAUGUAUCAGAUAAGGAAUUCUGCGCUCGAAUUCAGAAUGGUUGGGAUGCCUUUAAUAAAUAUUACAGCAAAUCAGAUGAUUCACCUCUUUAUGCUGCAGCACUUAUUCUUCAUCCAGCUCGCCGUAUAAGCUGGCAAAAGCCUGCACUUCAGAAGGUUAAAAAGCUUUGGGAAGAAUAUCGCAAUAAUGCUCCUUAUCCUAUGAUCAUGCGAUCAUAUGAAAAUGAUCAACCUCGAGAUCUUGAUGACUUUGAUCGAAUUGCAGAAGACCUUGACGGAUUUUCGCGACCAGCAAGUCAGGAUGAAUUUGAAGACUAUAAUACUGAGUCUCCACGCAAGAUUUGUACAAGUGCUCUAACUUGGUGGUGUCAAGAUGAGCAACAAAAGCGCUGGCCAAGGCUUUCAUACAUAGCAAUUGAUAUCUUAUCAAUUCCAGCAAUGAGUGAUGAACCUGAGAGAGUAUUUUCAGGAGCACGUCAUACAAUCUCAUGGGAAAGGGCACAGCUAUCAGCUGAAAAUAUUGAGAGAAUAGAGUGUUUAAAACACUGGGCAAAAACCGGUAUUGCAGAAGAGAAACUUAAGGGCUAG